Molecule: messenger RNA, 3586 nt
Organism: Cyprinus carpio (common carp)
Lineage: Eukaryota; Metazoa; Chordata; Actinopteri; Cypriniformes; Cyprinidae
Product: tubulin polyglutamylase TTLL7-like
Exons: 22
Coding region: 434-3175 (913 amino acids)
Biological process (GO): protein polyglutamylation; microtubule cytoskeleton organization
Cellular component (GO): cilium
Molecular function (GO): tubulin binding; tubulin-glutamic acid ligase activity
Source: RefSeq, a predicted model, not a curated record
UGACAUGUUAAAAUUAGAUAAUAUGCAUUACGGCCAAAAAUAAGACUUAUACACAAAGAGACAGAAAAGAAAGAACAACAGCGACAGCACCGCAGACAGAGGCUGGAGCCUGUGUAUUAUAGGAACACAAUGGUGACAGGAUUUUCUCAGUAGUUCUGCAGUUUGUGGGUCGUCCCGAGACCGUACUUCUGAAGGACACCUUGUCUAUCUGCCCAUCUGUGGUUCUGUGGAGAAGCCCUGACCUCUUUCCUUCAGGGUAUACAGUCUACAACCGACCUUCGGCCCAUCCUCUGUCACGUGAUCUAAGUGGACAGAUGAUAGUGCCACCUCCUAAAACUCUUGCCACAAAGACAGCGAGGAGGAAGUAGACUGGUGCCAAACCGUGCCUCAUAAGUCUCUGAGGCUGGGUAGUGAGAGAUCAGCUGUUUGAGAUAUGCCCUCACCCCCCAAUGAUGGAGACGAUCAAGGAACGUCCCCCAUGAACAUGCCACCAACACUGUCCAAUCAGAAUGGAGUAAAAAGGAAGGUCCACACCAAGAAGAAGAAGAAGGGUUUCAUCACAGCCAACGUUGCUGGAACAAAAUAUGAGAUUGUUCGUAUUGUCAUUGAGGAGAUGAUCUUUCAUAAAGCUAGAGAUGAUGAUGAGACGGCCAAUCUCAUCUGGAACGACUCUUCUGUGCAACAUGAGAAAAUCGCUGAGCUCAGGAACUAUCAGAGGAUAAACCAUUUUCCAGGAAUGGGUGAGAUCUGUCGGAAAGACUGCUUGGCAAGGAACAUGGCCAAAAUGAUUAAAAGUCAGCCUCAGGAAUAUAGCUUCAUCCCCAAAACCUGGAUCUUCCCAGCCGAAUGCACGCAGUUCCAGAAUUAUGUGAAGGAGUUGAAACGAAAACGCAAGCAGAAAACGUUCAUUGUUAAGCCUGCGAAUGGAGCCAUGGGCCAUGGGAUAUCUCUGAUUCGCAAUUAUGAAAAGCUCCCGGUCCAGGAUCACUUCAUUGUGCAGGAAUACUUAGACAAGCCCUUCCUCAUGGAGGGCUACAAAUUUGACCUGAGAUUCUACAUUCUUGUUACUUCCUGUGAUCCACUACGUGUCUUCCUCUACAACGACGGCCUGGUGCGAAUGGGUACAGAGAAAUACCACACGCCAAACGAGUCCAACUUGAACCAGCUCUACAUGCACUUGACCAACUACUCCGUAAACAAACACAAUGAGAACUUUGAGCGAGAUGAAACCGUGGACAAAGGCAGCAAGCGCUCGAUUGGUUGGUUCACAGAGUUCCUUCGAACAAAUGAUUACGACGUGGCCAAAUUCUGGGGUGAUGUUUCAGAGCUGGUGGUGAAGACCCUGAUAGUGGCCGAACCACAUGUGCUCCAUGCCUACCGCAUGUGCCGCCCGGGCCAGCCACCAGGGAGCGCCAGCAUCUGCUUUGAAGUUCUGGGAUUUGACAUAAUCCUCGACCGCAAGCUCAAACCCUGGCUGCUCGAGAUCAAUCGUGCCCCGAGUUUUGGGACAGAUCAAAAGAUUGAUUACGACGUGAAGAAGGGGGUUUUGCUCAACACCCUGAAACUGCUCAACAUCAGAGCAAGUGAUAAACGACGGAAUUUGGCCCAGCAGAAGGCAGAAGCCCAGCGACGGCUGUAUGGACAGGGAUCAACGCGCAAACUCACGGCCGGAUCAUCGGAAUGGGAGAGACAACGUCACCUACUGGAGCGCAGGAGAGAAGAGCUGAAAGAAAGACUGGCCCAAGUCCGCAAGCAGGUCUCCAGGGACGAGCACGAAAAGCGGCACCUGGGGAACUACAGACGUAUUUACCCCCCAGAUGACAAGCUGCUCUUGGAGAAAUAUGAGAGUCUCCUUUCAGCUGCCUUUCAGACAUUCCUCGCUGGGCGAGCAGCUUCACUUCAAAAGGAAAUGAAUAAUCCACUGAAACGAAUGAAGGAGGAAGAUAUCCUAGACCUCCUGGAGCAGUGUGAACUGGAUGAUGAGAAACUGAUGGGAAAAACCUCCAAACAAAAGGGACCUAAGGUCCUGUCAUCCAUGCCUGAGAGCAGCCCGACGCCCAGAGGGCACAGGGAGCCUGAAGACUCUUCGGCCAGCUGCAGCGACAGCAGCUCUGCUUCCGACGCUGAUGGAGAAGAUGAGAGCAGCAGCAUCACCCAAGAGAAACUCAAUCGCCCAGAACGCUCCAGUCGUGUUCAUUGGAAACCUGCCCCUAAACCAAUGCGAGCUCCUUCCACCUCGCCCAAUCUUUCCGGGCUCAUCCGCCGCUCCAUGUCCUGUCCACGCUCCAUAUCCUCUCUGACUGCGCAGUCACCUACCAAUGAGACCAGAAGGCCAAAAACAGUCACUCACAUGGCUAAUGCAUCGACUGCGGCUGCUCAAACAGCAGCCACCAUGACGCAGAUGACCCCGAUUCGACCCCACAUGGCAUGUCGCUCCCAUUCGCUCAGUCGCAACAGUUCUACAAACAGAGUUCCACACAGCAGCAGUCUAGGUGCCAUUCACCCCAAUACGGGGGAGACCCCGCUGAGUAAAGAGCAGGAGGCCGAGCUGAUGCAGCAGACACUGGCUGCACUCGGGGAGAUGAGGAUUCGUUACCCGGGGAAGAGCGAGGAGGAGGCCGAGGCCGUGUUGGAUGAGAUUCUGAACAACUGGAAAUAUCAUAAACCAAAAGUGGCGUCUUACUGGCUGGUGAAGUUAGAUGCAACCAAACAAAGGAAGGUUUUGGAUAUUGUCCGUACCAACAUCCGCUCAGUGCUUCAGAGGAUUUGGAGUGAACCGGAUGUGGAGAGCCUACGUCUUUAUCGCCUUUUCAACCGCGUGUUUAACCGUCUGCUCUGGAGUCACGGUCAGGGGCUCUGGAACUGCCUUUCCAGCUCUGGCAGGUCAUCAUGGGAGAGUGUUUUCAGUAAGAGCAGUGAAGUGGUGACCACACAGGAGCUGAGGUGCUGCCAGCAUGUCGUCCAGUUGUGUAGAGACUGUCUGCUUGUAGUCUACAAGUUUGUGGCUGACUCCCGUGGUUCUCUUAGUGGACUUAGCCCAGACUGGGACGACACAAGGUAUCUGCUGCCAGUCACCUCCCAGUUCAUCAUCAAGUGGCCAUCAUCUAGCUUCGGCCGCUCGGCGUCCUCCACUCGCUCUCGCAGCGUCUUUACCGCACGGAUGGGUCACUUCUGAUGGCCACUGGACUCCGACACCUGCUGUGGGAGACCGUAUCCUGACUUAAGAUAUCCAGACCUAAGGGCAUAACGUCUGGGACCUCCACAAACUCCAGCAGCAUAUUUAAGGGAAUCUGCCCACCUGCAUUGUUAAUGCAUCAGAUGCAUAUGAUCGAGCAGUCCCUGCCUCCUGUCCGCUGUAAAAAAUCAGCUACAUUGCUAUCUCCUUUAGGAUGCUUGUAAAGAUGAAGAACAUUAUGAAGUUAUUUUCGAGACUCUACAAUUUAUUCAAUAGAUUCCAGUGAAUGUUUGUGUCAUGGAAUCAGAAAAGGUCAUGUUCAUUUUUUUUUUUUUUUUUUUUUUUUUUUGCUUUGACCAUGGUGUUAUUUCUUUCACACAGUUUUUCCUAUGACCUAAAUCAUUUUAUUUA